ACUUAUGCUUUUAAUUUCGCUUUGCUCCCAGGGAGCGCGAGUACGUUUUCGUUUUGCUAACUUCAUAGGCCUUGAUCAGUACUGAUUCUACUUGACUUCACCAAGAAAAUAGCGCAUCGAAGCUUUCUUUGUUCAAAAGGGAUGGAAGCGGUCUCGUCGUCCAAUUGCCAAACACUCCUUCGGUCUGAAUUCAACCGCCUGGCAACCAUCCUAUCUCAGAAUCUACAGGAUGAGAAGACAGUAAGGUCGUUUAAAGCUUUCUGGGCUGAGGUCAUUCCCAAAAGUAAACUCGAUUGUGUCCUCGACGUUCGUGAGCUGUUAUUGAUUUUGUUGGAAGCCGGCCAUGUGUCACUUACCGAUCUUGGUGUUGUCAAAAGACAACUGUCCAUACUAGGGCUGUGCAGCAUGGUUCAGAUGUGCUUGCGGUAUGAAGCCAAUGUCCAGAGAAUAGCUUUCCCUACCACCUCAAACAGUCCUCUUCCAGGAACUGAGAAUGAGACAAAAGCUUGCAGUCAGGAUGGAUAUGUUGACGCCCACUUUCCAGUGAUGGAGUCAAAUGCUCUCCAUGGUUCACAUUCAAAGGAGGGUGCUGCUUGUCAUCAUAAUGAACCAGAAGAGUGUGAUGAGCAGCAGUUCUGCACACAAUUAAGUGGGCUAAUGCGAAACACAACCCCCACCUUGUCCUCUGUAUCACAGAAUGGAACAGAAACUAAUUUUCUGCCAGGAGAUACCCAGUUAUCCUGUUCAUUGACCACACAGACUUCUAACCAGACCAGGAAUCCAGAAACUGAAGUUGGAGUUCUUGACACUUCUCUGAUACAACGCUAUACUUCACCUGCCCUCCAUGCUUCCAUUCCGAACAUGUCUUGUCCUUUAAGAACAGCCGGUAAUUCAUUAUGGAAACCAUGUGUCCUGCAAGAAUUUGACAAACUGCAGGAUUUUUCACCGGAAGAAGUGCAAGCAUUACAGUGUAUAAUGGGCUUGGAUUGCACAUGGCAGAAUGUGGUCAGAGGUGUUGGUGUACGUGAAUUUUUAGUGUCUUACUACAAUAGUCCUCAUCUUAGACAGCUAUGUGAAGAGAUGAAGAACUUGAAACGUGAUGAUGUAGUCAUUGCACUACAUUAUCAGAAGUCAAUUCUGCCUCAGCUUGGACCAAAGCAAAAGGAAGAGCUGAAAAUUGGGGAAAUGAAGUUUACAGUGUGGCAUGUGUUUACUAUGGCCUUGAGUGUUGAGCAUGAGCAAGGUCUAGACUGGAGGUGGCUGGCAGAGAAGUUGGAUAUUCCUCAGUUCUGUACACAGCUUUGGAGACAGAAAAGCAAAAAUCCUGCAGAGGAAGUGCUAAAUUCCUGGAAAAAUAAAAUUAGUGAAGCCACAGUAGGGAAGCUCUUUGAUUACAUGAUCAGUAUGAAACGUGAGGAUUUGGCAGACCUUCUUUAAAGGUGAUAGUUUCUGGAAGCAGCUUGAAUUUUUCACAUACGCAGGAGGCUUUCAUAUCUGGUGAUGAACUCCAAGCUAGCAUCAGCUUUCCAAUGUCAGACUUGAACAGUUGUGGAGCCCAGUACAGAAUUCCCUUUCCUGUGUGAUUUGAAACCAGUAAAAGAACCCUGGAAUGCAUAUGAGGUAACAAGAACUUUGCAGUCACUGGGGCUAUCAAUUUCAGCAGGAGAAUCAAGAAAUGCAGUCUUGUCAUGUAUUAAGUAGAAAAUUACAGUAAGUAUGUUUACUGUGUACUGAAUUAAUACUAAAAAAGCAUUAUAUGCUUAUAUUUGCAUUUACUGUUGAACAUUUCCAGAUUGACCAGUCUAUGAAUUACAUAUUAUGGAGCAUGAAUCCUUAAAUGUAUGGUUAUGAUUAUUCAAAGGGGAUGGUGUUUUAAAUACAAUUUUUGGUUUGAGUUAGACAAUGAGAAUGUUGAUUUUUUUCCCUAUGUAUUUAGAAUAUUGUAUUAUACUAUUUAUGAUGAUCUCACCCUUCUUUCAAAGGUAAAAGAAAAUGUCAUAUUCAGCAGAAUUGCAAUAGUUUUGCGAUUGUUUUAAUGUAAAAACAUCCAUUUUCAGUUCUGGUUAUCACAGAUGUUUAGUCACAUUAGAGAUUGAGCUUUCCUAGGACAAUCAACAGGGAGAAUAUUAAAAAUAAAGUUAUCAAUUAAAACACUAAGCUAGCAAGCUAACCAUUAUUAUAUUAAACUAAUGUGAGAAACAAAUUUUAAAAAGGGUACUUGAUUUGGGUUUAGGAUCAAGAGACAGUUCCAAAGAAAGUCAUGAGAAGUGGAUAUGGCUUUGCAGUUUGACUUUCAUUCUAGUUCACAGUUUAGAGUCUGACAAAUUUUGUGAUUCAGUUUUCAAUAACAAAGGUAAGAUUUCUUUGAUACCUCU
Erpetoichthys calabaricus (reedfish) is the source of this 2375-nucleotide messenger RNA. RefSeq lists its product as uncharacterized. The record is from RefSeq and is a predicted model, not a curated record. Gene Ontology annotation, biological process: signal transduction. Gene Ontology annotation, molecular function: protein binding. The transcript is spliced from 8 exons. Lineage: Eukaryota; Metazoa; Chordata; Cladistia; Polypteriformes; Polypteridae. The coding region runs from base 142 to 1437 and encodes 431 amino acids.